AUGAAGUUCAGUACUGGUGUCGCGACAUUGUUGGCGCUGGCUCCCAGCCAUGGCCUCGCCAAGACACACAAGCUGGAGUCUAAGAAGAUCCAAGCUGACAUGAAGACCAAGAACCUCAUGUCGAACCUCGAAAAGUUCAACGACAUUGCCUUUGCCAACGGCGGUAAUAGAGCCUUCGGUCUUCCCGGAUACGACGCUUCGGUAGACUACAUCUUCAAGCGCAUCUCCAAAGUCAAGAACGCCAAAGUCUGGAAGCAAAACUUCCCCGCGCUCUUCGCCUUUGUAGACUCAAUUGAGCUCAAGGUUGACGACACGCCCGUCUACGUCUACGGCCUGACCUACUCCCCUUCAACCUCUGAAGAAGGCAUCACCGCCGAGAUCGCGCUCGGUCCCGAAGGCGCAGCAGGUUGCGACGCUUCAUCAUACGAUGAUCUUGACGUCAAGGGUAAAAUCGUUCUCGUGCAGCGCUUCCGUUGUCCCACUGGCGGAACUCUUGCUGGAAGAGUGAUUCCCGCUGCUGCGGCUGGUGCGUCCGCUGUCAUCAUCUACCACGAUCUUACGACGAACGUGACCGCUGGUUCUCUUAGCCAGCCCGAUCCUAAGAAACAUGUCCCAGCUGGCUUCAUCAACCUUGUUGAUGGCGAGAAGAUCAAGGAGAGGAUCGAGGCUGGCGAGACUGUCACAGCGCAUUUCCAACAGACGCAAACUAUUGAGGAGAGGAUUACGCAGAACGUUAUUGCUGAGACCAAGGGCGGUGAUCCUCGUAAUGUCAUCAUGCUCGGUGCGCAUCUUGACAGCGUUCAAGCUGGUCCCGGUAUCAAUGACGAUGGCUCUGGCUCAUCCCUCAUUCUCGAACUCUUCCUCGCCCUCUCAAAGUACAAGACAAAGAACAAGAUCCGUUUCGCAUGGUGGGGCGCUGAAGAAAACGGCCUUCUCGGCAGCAAGCACUAUACCUCUACUCUCCCCGCCAAGGACGUCAACGACCUUCUCGUCUAUCUCAACUUUGACAUGGUUUCCAAGGGUUUCUUCGGUGUUGCUGACACCGAUGGAAGCUCUCAUGGAUCGAAGGCUCCCAAGGGCUCCGAGGUCACGGAGAAGAUCUUCACAGAGUACUUUGAGAGCCAGGGUAUUGAGGUUACGCCCGCUGUUUUGACCAAUGGCAGUGACUAUGCUCCUUUCUGGCAGAACUUGAACAAGCCUUUUGGAUUCUUGCAUACUGGCACGGCUGUUGCACAGGAUCCUUGCUACCACCAGGCUUGCGACACCAUUGACAAUCCCGAUUCCAAGACUCUCACCAUCAACGCCAAGGCUGCUGCACACAUUCUGGCUGUCCUCGACGACAGAGGAACAAAGCUCAUCCCCAAGACCAAGACCAGUGCCGCUUCGUUGCAGGGUCUCCAAGAGCGAAGCGUCGGCCCCGAUUUGGCUCAAAUUGACGAGCUUGAGGCGAUGGGCAUUCGACACUUGGGAUGCGGUAUUCAUGAGGUCUAG
This is a messenger RNA of Fusarium tjaetaba, 1491 nucleotides long. Its product is annotated as aminopeptidase Y precursor vacuolar. The record is from RefSeq and is a predicted model, not a curated record. Bases 1 to 1491 code for a protein of 496 amino acids. The transcript is spliced from 6 exons. Gene Ontology annotation, biological process: proteolysis. Lineage: Eukaryota; Fungi; Ascomycota; Sordariomycetes; Hypocreales; Nectriaceae. Gene Ontology annotation, molecular function: metalloexopeptidase activity.